This is a messenger RNA of Neolamprologus brichardi, 1197 nucleotides long. The record is from RefSeq and is a predicted model, not a curated record. Lineage: Eukaryota; Metazoa; Chordata; Actinopteri; Cichliformes; Cichlidae.
CGCAGGCUCUGAACACUUAACUGCGAGUGGUAACUUUACCACAGAGCCUUGCGUGCCCCUCCGCCUGUCGCCCACAACAGCCAGCAUCAUCAUCGUCAUCAUCAUCAUCACCAUCAUCAUCAGCAGCAGCAUCAGGAGCCGUAUCAGUGUGAUGAGGCAGCUGAGGACGGAGAGCCUCCUGCUCUGAGACACUGGAUCAGCCUGCAGACAGGAUGACUGAGGUGAUGAACUCUCUGGAGCCGGGGACUGAGGACUUCAGCGGGGGAGGAGCAGGAGGAGAUCAGGCCACAAUCUUCCCAGAUACCCAUGAAAGGUAUCCAAAGUUGUCCAAGAGGCUUCCCUCUAUAGUCGUGGAGCCAACAGAUGCAAGUGAGGUGGAGAGUGGAGAACUCCGCUGGCCCCCGGAUGACCCGAGCUCUGCAGACGCCCAGACUGAGAGAAAGCGUACGGAUGAGCAAACUGAAGAUGAGGAACAGUCCAGUGAAGGUGGAGCUGAAGAAGCUUCAGGAGUGGAAAUGCAGGACUCCAACUGAACAAACUCGCUUCCUGUGAUAUAAACUGUUACUAUGAGUGUAUCCAGACUUGGAAUGAAUGAAAACGAGUCAGAUAGAGGAGUGCAAUGUGCAGAUAGAAAGAUCAGAGAGACAAAGUAGGAAGUGUAGAAAACAGAUUCCCAAACCCCAGCUCACGGGCUUGGAGCCAGUUGCUUCAGCACCUUAAGAAAAAAGACACCAAAGGCGCUUUUUGGGUUUUUUGUUUUUCCCCAAAUGCACAUCUGUAAUGAUGGAGCUUGUUUUGACAUGUGUAAACUAAGAUUUAUGGGGACAAAGAUGGCAUGUUGAAGCAUUUUUUUUAAGAAAAAAGUUUUGGCAAUAGACAGGUUUUAAUUUGAGAAUUCCCAGGUCUAAAAUGACUGUUUUGACAUUUCCAGCUUUGUAAAUAUAGAUUUUGAAUUAAGUUAACAAAUUUCCUCUCUCUGGCUCCAAGCCCUCACCAUCCAGAUGCCCACGGAAUCAUCUGCACAUGUGAUCUGGACAGAUGUUUCUAAAUGCUGUAUUAAGUAUUUAGCUCAUGUGUGCCAUACUACUACUAAUAAAGGUAGCUACUGUAUUUACAUUUAGGUGCAGAUUACAUCACUGUUUGUUCGGUGCCGACUGCUGUAGUUUGGGUGAUCUUGGUCUCUCUAUUAACUUUGUA